Aspergillus sclerotioniger CBS 115572 is the source of this 740-nucleotide messenger RNA. RefSeq lists its product as uncharacterized. The record is from RefSeq and is a predicted model, not a curated record. Lineage: Eukaryota; Fungi; Ascomycota; Eurotiomycetes; Eurotiales; Aspergillaceae. The transcript is spliced from 3 exons. The coding region runs from base 204 to 662 and encodes 152 amino acids.
UCAGCCCAAAACAUUAAUAAAGACGAUCGUAGGGAAUUAUGGUAAAGGCUUGCAUAGAUCGUUCGCUCAGGGCGAGUUGCUGCUGCGCUGCUGCCGCGACGCCGGAUCUAAAUGCCACCGCAUUCCCAUUCUAAACAGCACCAGCGAAAUGUUACCGGCAAAAUACUGGAUCCCGUAAUGAUCGGACGCAACCAAUCCUUCUGAUGAUACCUGCCGAUUACUCUCGGUAUUGUAAGCUGCGCGGUAUUCUUAACUUCUUCUUAAUAAUGGUGAGGGGGUCGUUGACGCUGUUACUUGGUUCCAGGUGGAAACGCCGGCUCCUCUUUGGUCUGGCUACUCUCCCCUCACGGAGCUCUUGUAUGCUCACAUGCUCAUUGCUCUGCCGGUGUUGGAAGGUAAAAUCAAAUGGCCUACUUGCAGUAAGCGCCGUUGUUGAUUUCCGGCUGUCACUUCUCCUUUGUCUGCUGCAAGGGUUGUACCUUAUCUCGGGUUGGCUAGCAAUUUCUUCCGUCCUGUUCCCCGUCUGUUCACCAAGACUCCGUCAGCAAGCUCUGCGGACACGGUAUGACGAACGCUGCUUGCCUUUUGCCCCGGUGGGCCAUGAUGUCACGGGAUUACUAAUCCUUCUGCACAUCUCCGCAACAAUAACUAGUUACUACUAGCUAGUCAAACCCAAGCGUGAGAAAGACCAUCAUAUACUACUCCGUACUAUAUAGCUCUAUCGACUAGUCAAGGGUAUA